Molecule: messenger RNA, 3104 nt
Organism: Epinephelus fuscoguttatus (brown-marbled grouper)
Lineage: Eukaryota; Metazoa; Chordata; Actinopteri; Perciformes; Serranidae
Gene: vps37ba
Product: VPS37B subunit of ESCRT-I a
Exons: 4
Coding region: 85-945 (286 amino acids)
Biological process (GO): ubiquitin-dependent protein catabolic process via the multivesicular body sorting pathway; protein targeting to vacuole; protein targeting to membrane
Cellular component (GO): ESCRT I complex
Source: RefSeq, a predicted model, not a curated record
GUAAGGGAAGCUCAGUCAGCUGUCACAAUCUGCAAAGCGAGAAGAGGGAUCACAGGCGAAGAGAAACACACAACAAGAGCUAAAAUGUCUAGUUUUUCCAACAAGUUUAGCGAAUACACGAUGACUCAACUCAACGAAAUACUGGAAGACGACGAAAAACUCACCAGUAUGAUACAGGAGAUGGAUGAGAUGCAGGAAGUCCAGGAGAGCAAAGAGAAGACACUGGCCAACAACCGAACCUUGGCAGAGCAAAACCUCGCCCUACAGCCCAAACUGGAGCAAAAGAAAGAGGAGCUCACCAAGCGCUACAGCUGUCUUCAGGAGAACUUCGAGUCCUAUCAGCUUCGCAAAUCCACCCUAGACCACAAGUCAGGAAACACCUCCCUGGACAUUUUGCUGGCCCUGCUGCAGGCGGAGGGAGCCAAAAUAGAAGAGGAGACAGAGAAUAUGGCUGAUUCGUUCCUGGAUGGCGACAUGACCCUGGAUUCCUUCAUUGAUACUUAUCAGAACAACAGAAAGCUGGCCCACUUGCGAAGGGUGAAGAUUGAGAAGCUGCAGGAGAUGGUGCUGAAUGGUCAGCGGCUGCCCCAGGGGUCAGUCCCUACCUCCCGAUCUCAGGACGUGUCUGCAGCAGCCAGAGCCGCCUCCUCCUCCCACCUCACUGAGGCUGGCAGCAGCUCUUCUCCUGUAGCCCAGCCAAGGAGGAAACCCCCACUCCCUCCAUCCCAGCCAGCUCCAGUUCUAAAUCCAGCUCCAACUGCUGCCCCCCAGCCUCCUGCCUUCUUCUCAGCAUCGCCCUACCCGCCGAUUCCUCCCAGAACAGGCCAACCCUUCCCCAGUGUCUCCUCCGGCUACCCCAGCCACUUCCUCUCUCAGUACCCCCCAGCCUUGCCUCAGAGGCCCCCACCACGUCUGGCCCCGCAGCCUGGCUUCAUCAUGCAGUAAAUAAAGCCAGUUGCCACUCAGAGGACGCAGUGCGUGUCGUGGACUUCUCACUACUGCGACUCUUCUGAGAACUAUUUUUCUACGUCGUCUGCCUUCUUGGAAUACGACCAAUCACAACACAAGAAAGCAGACCUGCGCUGGCUGGUCUGGUCACGUUCAGCCGAAGCAGAUCUCCAAUAAUCUCUGUGGAUUCGCUCUCACAUCUCACUCCCAUCAACACUCCCAAACAAAAAAUGAUCGAGAUCGGCCUCGCCAGCCCGAGUCAGUGGAAGGGCCCACUGCAGGCUGCUGUGGGUCACUGGGCGGGGACUUGUCAUUUAUCAGCACUUUGUGUCUCCUGGCAGCGCUCUGAGCUCUGCGCGCCCAUUAGUUUUCAGUCUCUCACCUCCCCUCAAACAUGUUCCUCAAACUUUUAAUGGAACACUAAAGUCGCUCAGAAAAGGGUUUGAUUAGUCAUCUCCAUCUGCAGCAUACUAAUUUACUGAUAAUGUAUAUGCAAGCAAAGAGAGACCCUAAUUACUGUGCAGUAGUCCCAGAAUAUAUUCAGGUGAAACUGCAUCUAUGCUGUGAUUUUUUUAUAUAUAUAUGUAUAUCUAAAAAUUCACAAGGUACAUAGAAAUAUUCAAGUGUCAACAUCUUUUUAUGAUAUAGUACUAAUGGAGUUACAUUAAUGAUAGCCAGGAUAGACUGAUUAACAUGUGUCAAGGAGGGCUUCGGUUGGUAUAAAUCCUCUUCACUAUGCGUAUGUGUCUCAAGAGAGGCCAGACCUGCCUGGUUCAAGAUGGCUGACUGUUGUAUUUGGUGGUCCAUCUCAGGGCAGAAGUCAAAAGGGAGCUGAAGGAGAAGAGUAGUGGCUGAACUUUUGUAACAAAUGACUAGGCCUGUUGAGCCUCGCCUGAAAUGAAGGAUUUAUGUAUAGCCAUACAGUACACUUCUGGUGCGUGUUGUUUCCUGUGGGUUCCUGUUGUAAUGCAACACUUCUUUUUAUAAUGUCCUUUGUCUUAAACACCCUCAGUUUGAGAUUGCAGACAAUGCCAACAGUUCUUUGGAUCUCAUAGGCCUGUUCAGUUUUCUGUCACACUGAGCACCAAAGACUUCCCUCAUCACUCUGUUCAGACUUUUUCGGUAGUCUUUUUUUUAAUGUGAGUGAAACAUUUAGUCGUUCCCUACAUAUCUGUUUGUGAUGUUGAGCUCAAACACUCUUUUGUAAAAACAUGCAAGCGAGAUUUCUUCAAGAAGGCCUUGCAAGGUCAAACGGGCUUUGGGAGAAAACUUUUUCUUUGUGGUGUGAUAGAAAUUUUUUUCCUCCCAACUGCUGUCGCUGUGCACUGUUCAAGAGCCACGAGUGCCUACACUUGAAGUGACGUUGAACGCGUCCUGCUGACUACUCCAUGUUUCUCUAUGCUCGGCUGUUGAAGUUAGAACCCCCCACCCCAGAACCCUUCAAAGAACAAACUGGCCAAGCCAAUUUGGUCUGCUCCUCCUGCUACUGAUGUUCCACCAGAUGGUAGGAAAAGGCAGCGUCUGACUGUUGACUGUCAGGCUUUGCUUUCUCACUGGAAGCAGAAGGCCAGAGUAGAGCGAUUCUGAACAUGUGCCAGAGAGACAAGAGACGCCCUCAGGCUGUGUGCCUAGUGGUGCUUGUGCUUCUCCUCCAUUCUUCCUCUGUUGUAUUGAGGUUUGCCUGGGGUGAAUUCAGAGAUUUUUGCAUGUGUUGUUGCUGUUUUGUUUUUUUUUAAAUUGGUGAAAUAACAGGGCUCCGUUUUGCGUCAUAUCUGGACGAUAACACUUCACCUCAAGGCAAAGAAGUGGACCACAAAAUGGACAAAACAUACUUGUCAGCAGGCAGAAGUACAGAAAUAGCUGAAGCUAAAACAUCAACAUCACAAUGAACCAGCAUUUCUAACAACUAACAUUGGAUAAUUCUUUUGUGCAUGGCCUUUGCUCUUUGUGUCCAGUCUGAAGAUUCCUCUUUACUACUUCUCUUUUUUGUUUGUUUAGCUGUUGAGCUGCUUUUUACGUUUCAACUGAUCCUCUCUCCAUGGUUUUAUAUGUGGUUGGUGAUAUUUUCAGUGUAAUGUUGUAGGUAUUUACUUAUAAUGAAUGUUUAAGUGGAAUUUAAUGCUAUUUUCAAGUUAAAUAAAUUUCAAUUUUUUGUA